AGUUGAAUUCGGCCAACGGCACAGGCAAGAACGUAGAGUUCUGAUCAAACUAAAUUGUAAUAAAAUCCUGUUGCAGCAAUGAAAUUGUUUUGUCAAAUCUUUUUGACAACUGCGUUAGUCGCUUUGGUUUCAUCGGCGCCUUUGGAGAAAGGUGAACGAGAGGAGGAGGUUCAUUUCGGGUUUCACACUGAAAAUGGCCAUCAGCGAAAUGAGGCCAUAACGUACACAGUAAAACCUGAAACGGUCCAGGAUCCCAAGGAGGCGACUACCCAAAAACCUGUGGAAUAUAAAGGCGGAUACAGUUUCAUCUCGGCCGAUGGUUACGAGUACCAGGUCCUCUAUAAGGCCAACAAAAACGGUUUUCAGCCCUAUGUGACAGCCCACAAAAUUAAACCGGAUAAGAGUUAAGCAAAUUUGUUUAUUGGCAUUGUGAUAGAAAAUUAAAAUUCCGCAUAAUU
Molecule: messenger RNA, 458 nt
Organism: Drosophila erecta
Lineage: Eukaryota; Metazoa; Arthropoda; Insecta; Diptera; Drosophilidae
Gene: Cpr65Ay
Exons: 3
Coding region: 79-408 (109 amino acids)
Source: RefSeq, a predicted model, not a curated record